AGGAAGUAUAGCUUAUUUCUCUUAAGUGUUUCUACAAUGCAACAUAUUAAUCGAUUAAGGCUAGUGACAUUCGAUGUGACAGAAACACUCCUGAAUUUCCGAGUUCCUCCUGCAGAAAAAUACGUCGAAGUUGGGGCGCAGUUUGGUGUAUCUGUAGAUGCGAAAGCAAUAAACGCCAAUUUAAAAAAGCAGUGGCGAUAUAUGAGUUCCAGACACCCAAAUUUUGGCCAAAGCACAGGCUUAGGAUGGGAAAGGUGGUGGAAACAAUUGGUUAACCAAACAUUUCAAGAAACUGUGAAGUGCAAGGCAUUUGAUGUUUCAAUUCUUGAUACUAUUGGUGAACACCUUGUAGAAAUAUAUAAAACAUCAGAGUGUUGGCAGACAAUGGAAGGUGCAAAAGAGUUACUUAAAUGUUUGAAUACACUGAAUAUUCCAGUAGGAAUUAUAUCAAACAAUGAUGAACGUCUAGAAACAGUUCUUAAGACAAUGGAAUUGCACCAGUAUUUUCAAUUUAUUAUAACAUCAUAUUCUGCAGGUUUUGAAAAGCCCGAUCCCCGAAUAUUUCAUUUGGCGCUGUGUGGACUCAGAAAUAGCAGUGUAAAACCAAAUGAAGCUCUGCACGUUGGUAACUUACCUGAAACGGAUUAUAUAGGUGCAGUGAAUGCAGGGUGGAAUGCUGCACUGGUCCAUCAGAAUGCUAAAAAUGUGAUAGAGCACUACAAUGAUAUUGACCCAGAACUAGUGUUUGAAACUCUCAAAGAUCUGCAGUCAUACGUAACUACGUUUCAUAAUUAACAUUUUGAAGUAUAUGUUCUGUCGAUACAGAAGCUAAAUGUUAUUAAAUUUAUUAGCACUGAUGAUCAUAUGAGUAUUUAGGUGUGGAUUAUUUAAGAUAUUGUCAGUAACUCAAAUUAUACAGCACCAAAUGAUGGGAUGAAAGAGAACAAUAAAUUGGUAUGAAAAUAAUUGCCAAUGAAAGGAACCAUUAAUCAAAAUAAUAAAACAUUAUAUUACUGGUCACUGCUGUUAAAACUUAAAUUGUGGUUUCAUGUCGAAAGCAGAACAGUACAAGCCAAGGAUAAUAUGAAUACCAACACACUACCCAAAUAAAAUACAAUUACAAAUAAAAAUAUAUAGUUAUUACAACUAUUUACAUAAAUGUU
Molecule: messenger RNA, 1163 nt
Organism: Zootermopsis nevadensis
Lineage: Eukaryota; Metazoa; Arthropoda; Insecta; Blattodea; Termopsidae
Source: RefSeq, a predicted model, not a curated record